Cryptotermes secundus is the source of this 3546-nucleotide messenger RNA. It is a transcript of the gene Pgant1, whose product is annotated as polypeptide N-acetylgalactosaminyltransferase 1. Lineage: Eukaryota; Metazoa; Arthropoda; Insecta; Blattodea; Kalotermitidae. Gene Ontology annotation, cellular component: Golgi apparatus. The record is from RefSeq and is a predicted model, not a curated record. The transcript is spliced from 11 exons. The coding region runs from base 345 to 2156 and encodes 603 amino acids.
UGACUGCCCAGUCGCUUGUUCACCAUGGUAUCUUCGAUUACAAACUGACCGAUUUGCUGAAGUUUGCUAAUGGUCUAGGUUGUGGUAAUUUCGUCUAAGCAUUUCUCGUGUUUGUAGAACUGGAAAAUGUCACGACGUUGCUGUGUAAAUAAGAGAGGUAACAGAUUUUUGACAGAUAAUUGCUGCUGGUUGCAUCUUGAUCAUAGGUGAUUCGUUGCCUGGUAUGUAGCUGUUUGUUUUGGUGACGUAUGCUUGAAUGCAUAUGUUAGGUUACGGGUUGAAACAAUUGAAUUUUUACUGAGGAGGUUAGGAAAUUUAUAUUUGUUGAAUUAUAAAAUGUAAUAAUGCAGUUUAAACGGACGUGUAGAUUCUUUGUUAAUAGGCGGGUUGCUUUCUUAAUUAUAUGUGUAUCAGUGACGUUGUUAGUAUUGUCAAUCAGACGUCCCGAAAACAGUCUGGCAGACGAAGAAGAAGCGGAAGUGGUGAUUAUUAAUCGAAGGGUGCAGAAACUGAGGAAGGAGCUGCAGAGACAAGCAAGCCAAGCUUUACUGGGGUCGGAACUGAGGAGUAUGCCCUCCAACAUCGAGGACCAGUACGAAGCAGAAAUUAGAGAUGAUGAAUUGAUGAAGGUUCCUAGGUUAGGGGACAAUGGAGUGGCCGUUAUUUUGCAGGGAGAAGAGGCGAAGCAGGCCGAGAAACUCAUGGAAGUGGAGGCUUUCAACAUUGUUCUGAGUGACAAAAUUCCCUUCUCGAGAAAGUUGCCGGAUGCACGGAACCCGAAGUGUAAGGACCUUACAUAUGAUUCAGACCUGCCCUCUGCAAGUGUCGUGAUUGUGUUCACCAAUGAGGCAUGGAGUUCACUGAUACGCACAGUGCACAGUGUUCUGAAUGGCUCACCCACACAUCUGCUCAAGGAGAUUGUUCUGGUCGAUGACUGCAGUGAUAGAAGGGAGUUGCAGGGCAGACUGGACUACUACCUGAGGACACGGCUGCCUUCCAAAGUGCGACUGCUGCGUCUGACAGAGAGGACAGGCUUGAUACGCGCAAGACUUGCAGGGGCCAGAUCAGCUGUUGGCAGUGUGCUUGUCUUUCUGGAUGCUCACUGUGAAGUGGUGCAGAACUGGUUGGAACCACUGCUUCAGCGAAUCAAAGAGAAGCGCACCGCUGUGCUCGUUCCAAUUAUUGAUGUCAUCGAUGACAAGACAUUUGAAUAUAUGUACAGCAAGUCAUCAUUAGACUUUUUCCAGGUUGGUGGGUUCACAUGGAGCGGACACUUUACAUGGGUGGUUGUUCCCGAAGCAGAAAAGGCCCGACGAGGUUCUUCCGUUGCACCAACCAGGUCCCCCACGAUGGCAGGGGGUCUCUUUGCCAUCGAGCGCAACUAUUUCUGGGAGAUCGGCUCAUACGAUUCACAAAUGGAUGUCUGGGGUGGUGAGAACCUGGAAAUGUCAUUCAGAGUGUGGCAGUGUGGGGGCUCCUUGGAAACCAUCCCCUGCUCUCGUGUGGGGCACAUCUUCCGUAGCUUUCACCCAUACACGUUCCCAGGAGGUAAGGAUACCCAUGGGAUAAACACAGCUCGCAUGGUGGAAGUGUGGCUGGAUGAGUACAAGAGCUUGUUCUACAUGCAUCGCCCCGACUUGCUGGGUCGGGACAUUGGAGACCUGACUGAACGCGUGAAUCUGAAGAAGCGACUGAAAUGUAAGCCAUUCAGAUGGUACUUGCAGAAUGUGUAUCCAGGCAUGUUCAUUCCAACAGAAAAUGUUGAGGCAUUUGGGCAGGCACAGAACCACCAGAGGUGUCUCGACAACCUUCAGAAAGGUACCAAUGGGGAGCAGUAUGAGCUGGGGCUGUACAACUGUCACCCGAAGGCAACCUCAAGUCAGUUCUUCUCGCUGACGCUGACAGGGGAGCUGCGACAGGAGAACUUCUGUGCCGAGAUACAGAACCCACUGGCCACACCAGUACAGGUUAUCAUGUUCCACUGUCAUGGCCAGAAAGGCAACCAGGAGUGGCGAAUGGAGGAUGGCAAACUGAAAAAUGUGCGGACUGACCUGUGUCUGGAUGCAUCUGAUGGUCAGCGGUCUGGCAAGGUGGCCGCAGCAGAGUGUUCCGGAAGCCUGUGGCAGACCUGGACAUGGAGCAACAGCACCACAUAAGUGCUGCUAAGUGAGGCCUGAUGUUUCAGAACUUGCCAUUUGCUUCACGGUUUGCAGUUGUAACAUAGCAGAACCACUGAUGAUUUGAAUGCAUGUACUGUGUCCAUUCGUCUGUCUGUCUGUCUACACUGAGAUAUGUCAGAUUUCGUUUUAAACAGUGCUGCUCUCAACAUUCCAAUAUGCCCAGACAUUUUUCUAAAAGUAAGUACAGUUAAUCUAGCAGGGAAAUUGAGGUGUUAUCUGUCAGUGCUGCCAACACUUGAACUGAACUCAGUUGUGACAUUGUACCUUGAUUCAUAACCUUGCAACAUAUGCCUCACAUGGAAACAUGUUGAAAUGAUUAGUUCAGUGAUGAUUCUGGAAGCCUGGGCACAGUUAAGAGCUUUGUUCCCCUCACACACCCCACUAUCCCAUCGACACCAACCGUAACCUCACCAGAUAUUCUUACCCAUCAUCAGUCACAAAAUUUCAGGUUUCUCACAUGGAGAAUGACAAAUAACCGUCACUGCAGAUGUGCCUUAAAACUUCGAGACAUACGAGACAGUGCAUUGACACCCAGGCCUUCUGCUACACAUCAGGUUUCUGCUGUUAAUUUGUUAUAUACUUAAUUAUGAUUUAUCCAUAUUUUUAAUUGAGAAGACUUGUGGGAAAGUUUGUUCUUCAGGUCCUGGCAACAUUUGUGGAUGCUUUAUAAGCAUAACAUGCCCAUGCUUGUGGUGUAAGAAUUCCCAAGCUGGGCAAAAUAUUAUAAACAGAAAGUGUUAAUAAUAAAAUAUUGUGCCAUGUGUCAACUUAUAAUAUGAACUGGAUAUUAGAGAACUGUUUGACAAACUUUGGUGAGACUGGAUCAUGGCAAGCCUUAACAGUUUUAGGUAAACAGUAACAUAGGCUCUGAAGUCACUGUUCAUAUCCAUUACAUCAUUUUUUAACCUUUGUAGUUGACAUGGUAUUGUUAAAUAAACAGAAACAUUCUUAGAAAGUAUAAGUGUAUAACGUUGGGUGCAAAAUAUCUCCAGGCUUGAAGUACAUCAUAGGAAGUUGGGAAGGGUAAGGGGCAGUACAAGGAAAGAUUGAAUUCUUUUCACAAGUGUACAUCUUGUGGUCAUCAGCUGGCCGGCCAACAGAGCUACAUCAGUAUGGUUGUGUUGUGGCUGCAGUGUAAUGCCUGGCCAGUUCUUGUUUGAAGUAAUGUGCACACAAGUGUGUAGGACAGAGACAUACACUGUUAUGUCCCAAGUGCCAUACCAAACAGUGCAGUAUGCAAAAUAUGAAAUCACCUUUGCAAAAUAAAAAUCAGUAAUUACAGUAAUUGGAGAGACUACAAAAAUUGUAAAUGAUGCCUGAAAGUGUCUUAGUGUUACAUUUAUUUGAAUAUAAAAUUCAGAAUCAA